This is a messenger RNA of Amphiprion ocellaris (clown anemonefish), 8070 nucleotides long. RefSeq names its product WNK lysine deficient protein kinase 4a (gene wnk4a). Gene Ontology annotation, cellular component: cytoplasm; cytosol. NCBI's taxonomy places the organism in Eukaryota, Metazoa, Chordata, Actinopteri, Pomacentridae. Gene Ontology annotation, molecular function: protein serine/threonine kinase activity; ATP binding; potassium channel inhibitor activity. The transcript has 20 exons. The record is from RefSeq and is a predicted model, not a curated record. Bases 1 to 4491 code for a protein of 1496 amino acids. Gene Ontology annotation, biological process: renal sodium ion absorption; positive regulation of potassium ion import across plasma membrane; positive regulation of sodium ion transmembrane transporter activity.
AUGUCUCAUGCACAAGUUGAAAUACCCGGACGCGGUUUCCCAGGCCUCUCCAUGGAUAUGACCGACGACUGCUUGUCCAGGGUCCCAUCCGUGCUCAGGACGCACGGCUUGGGCGCACGGAGGAACUCUUACGGGCUCCAGAAAAUUAGUAUGGACAUCGAUUCGCCUCUAUACAGUGGCACCCUCUCCAAAGCCUUGUCCUGGUCCGCUGAGAAUAUUCUAACACUGGCCGAGUCCAGAGCAGAGGACGAGAAGACGGACGACACCUCGCCGUCGCCCGUUUCCAGCCCGGGGACCAGCUCCAACACGCCCCCGCGCAGCCAGGAACCCGACGCCGUGUCCCUCGGCGGGAAGUGGGAGCCCAGACCCGCCGCUCAAGACGCCAGCUCGGACUCUGAAAAUGAGAUUCACAGCAAACAGCACAAGAUCUUGUCCCGCAUCACGUUUGAUACCCAGUGGGAGCAGGAGGAGAAGGAGGACGUGGAGACCAAAGCGGUGGCGACGUCUCCCGAUGGAAGAUACCUCAAGUUCAACAUUGAGAUUGGAAGGGGGUCUUUCAAGACCGUCUAUAAAGGACUGGACACGGAGACCACAGUGGAGGUGGCUUGGUGUGAGCUACAGACCCGUAAGCUGACCAAAGCAGAGAGGCAGCGUUUCAGCGAGGAGGUAGAGAUGCUGAAAGGACUGCAGCAUCCGAACAUCGUACGGUUCCACGACUCGUGGAAGUCGACGGUGAAAGGCCACAAAUGCAUCAUCCUGGUGACCGAACUCAUGACGUCAGGCACGCUCAAGACGUACCUGAAGAGGUUCAAGGAGAUGAAGCUGAAGCUGCUGCAGCGCUGGAGUCGUCAGAUUCUCAAAGGGCUUCACUUUCUGCACACUCGCACUCCUCCCAUCAUCCACCGGGACCUCAAGUGUGACAACAUCUUCAUCACCGGUCCGACUGGCUCCGUCAAGAUUGGAGAUCUGGGCCUGGCCACUCUCAAAAGUGCCUCUUUUGCUAAAAGUGUAAUUGGAACACCAGAGUUCAUGGCCCCGGAGAUGUACGAGGAGAAGUACGACGAAGCCGUGGACGUCUACGCCUUCGGAAUGUGCAUCCUGGAGAUGGCCACCUCUGAGUACCCGUACUCCGAGUGCCAAAACGCCGCCCAGAUCUACCGCAAAGUCACCAGUGGCAUUAAACCCGACAGUUUCUACAAAGUCAAAGUCCCAGAACUCAAGGAGAUCAUUGAGGGCUGCAUUCGCAUGAACAAGGAUGAAAGGUACACCAUCCAGGACCUCCUGGAUCACCCCUUCUUCCAGGAGAACAACGGCGUGCACGUGGAGCUGGCGGAGGAGGACGACAUGGUGAAGUCGGGCCUGAAGCUGUGGCUGCGCAUGGACGACACCAAGAAGCUGCACGGGAAGUACAAGGACAACAACGCCAUCGAGUUCCUCUUUGAACUCUACAAAGACGUGCCUGAGGAGGUGGCUCAGGAGAUGGUCGUGCUCGGCUUCGUGUGCGAGGCCGACUUCAAGCUGGUCGCCAAGGCCAUACGGGACAGAGUGACGGCCAUCAAGCGGCAGAGGGACAAGCUGAGGCGGCAGGCGGAGGAGAGGAAGAAGAAGCAGGCGCAGGAGGCCAUAGAAGAAGAACUGGAGACCAAAACCGGCGAUGUCGUGGCAGCAGAUUCCCCGACCCCGGCCCUGACGCCUCCGGCCCCCAUACUGUCCCCAGUGACCAGCUCUGUGGACUCCGGCGUCAGCUCCAGCUACCCCGCAGAGCCGGAGGAGCCCGAGGCCGACCAGCACUUCCACGUCCGCCACAACAGCCUGUCUUCUGCAAACUCUGACUGCGAGACGGACGGCUAUCUGAGCUCCUCCGGGCUGCAGGAUCCGCUGGAGGCCGGCGGCUUCAACGCGCCCGCCACCCCUCCCACCACGCACAGCAACCCCCCGGCUGUAAACGGCCUCCCCAUCCCGGCCCUCCGCUUCCCCUCGAGUAUCGCCGUAUCCAGCAACAUAGAACAUAGAAACUCUGGACCCCCGAGUGGCUUCAACUCCCCUGUGGACAGCUACGCCUCCGAUGUGACUUCUGGUCUGAGCGACGGCUACGAGGGCCUAUCAGAGAAGAGCGAGAAGACGGCGGCGAGACGAACCGCUGGGAAGCUGUUCAGGAGGAGAGCACGCUCACGGCUGCGCAUCACUGGGCUCUCUGAUAAAGUGGACCGAGUGGUGGAGUGCCAGCUGCAGACGCACAAUGACAAAAUGGUGACUUUUAAGUUCGACCUGGACGGAGACAAUCCAGAAGACAUCGCCGCUGUCAUGGUGCACAAUGAGUUCAUCCUGCCCUCAGAGAAGGAGGGUUUCAUCCACCGUAUGGGUGAUAUAAUCAAACGGGCCGAGGCUCUGAUGACCAAAGACCAGCCGGUCCACUCCGGCGGACACCGAUUGGCCCAGCCGGUGUUCCACGGCGGCGUUAACUCCUUGUCUUCCUCUCAGCCUAAUCUGCACAGUCACACCCUGCCUCGGACUCAUUCGUCCUCCUCUCUGCCUGACUACAGUGGGGCUAACCCAAGCGUAGGGGUACGUGGUUCUCCCCCAUGCCCCAAUGGAGAGGUCUUCAAUGCAGACAUUACUUCACCUGGGCGACCUCUAAUACGCUCACAGUCUUUCCACAACGCCCCAGGUUCUCCCCUCCAUUACCAGCAGCACCACCACCCUGCAUCCCUCCUGCCCCACCACCAGCACUACCACUUGCCCUUUAUGGGCCACACUCACUUCCCGUUCCCAUAUCCGGGCUCUCCGGGUUCAUCGAAGCCAGCAGGGAUCCAUCCUCCCCUCACACGUGUAGCCAGUAACCCCACCUUCCCUUCUGUUCCCUCCCCGGCCCCCGGCUCCCCCAGUCCUAAGAAUGAAACUCCCAGCCCCGUUAGCAGUGAGAGUGUUACCAUGUCCCCACCUGCCCCUCAGCAUCCCAACAUGUGGCCCCCCCACACACAGCCCCUGUUUUCCUUGGCUAAUGUGAUCUCCAUGGCUAUGAGCAUGGCCCAGUCUUUCAUCCCUCCCACCAGCCUGUCCACACAGGUGAUGCCCUCAUUUCCAGGUUUUCACCCCCAGCUGCCCAGCCCCAUGAACCCUCAGUCAGGCUACCCGUCCGUCUACCCCCAGCACUACCAGACUCCUCCAGUAGAGGUCUCUUACCCGGCGGCAGGCGGCGUCUACCACGGCCCCGAACAUCAGAUGGACGCUUUCCACCAGAGCGCUCAUCCACAGUGGCCGCCUCACGUCUCUCCACCCUCCAUGCCCUCCACUCCUCCGCUGGCUCCUCCAGAACCUUCGGAGCCGGCUGGACUCCCCGGUUCCCCCAGGAGGACCAACCAGGACCACAGUUACUCAGCUCCAUACCCGGCACAGGCUCCAGCUCAGGCUGCUCCCAGAUCAGACGUCUCCAUUUCAAGCUCCUCGUCAGAUCUUUCCCCGUCACCUUCAGAGAGCCCAGAAAACACUUUAUCAUCCCUCUGCAGUCCGUUGCACCCCCCUGUACCCGAGAUGAAUGCAAGCAGCACAAACCUGAAGGCCUCUUCCACUGAAUCUGAAGUUCAGUCGGUUCCGGUGACCGUUGGGAGAUUCCAGGUGACGCCCAGCAUGGACAUCCCUCCUCCUGCUGCACCACAGCCGGCCGACGGAGGCAGCACCCAGUCAGAGAGCAGCACCGAGGAGCAGGGGGAGUCCGAGACCAGCUUGGGCACCUCCCUCACCAUGUCCCCUCCUCACCCACAGUUCCACAGAGGGUCCACGGGGGUCCUGCAGGAGGUGGACGGGCAGCCGGGGUGGGCGGCAAACCAGCAGGAGCAGCAGCAGGUCAGAGAUGAGGCAGAGGAGGACGAAGAGGAGGACGAGGAGGACGAGGAGGAGGAGGGCGAGGAGGAGGUGGUCGGGGAAAGGCCGAGGGUGAGGAAGAGGAGUCGGAGGAGAGCGUACAGCCUCAGCCUGCUGGGAACGUCGGCGGACAGCGGGCUCUCGGUGACGGCGGCCGAGGCGGAGGGGAGGCUGUGGGACGGAGCGGCGGGAAGCCCUCAGUACAGCAACGCCCUGCACCACCUGUGGAUGAUGACCUACAACCGCAGCGCCCCCUACCUGAGCAGCGACGACUCCGACAGCGACGACGAGGACAUGCUGGACGAGCUUCAGGAGCUCAGAGAGAAACAUCUGACCGAGGUCCAGGCCCUGCAGGCCGCCCAGAAGAGGGAGAUUGAGGAGCUGUAUGAGCGGAUGGGGAAGGUUCCUCCUCCGGGGAUCGUCUCUCCUGCUGCUAUGCUGUCCAGUCGACAGCGCCGGCUCUCCAAAGGAAGCGGCUUCCCUUCAUCUCGCAGGAACAGCCUCCAGCGUCUGGACAUCCUGCCGCUCCAAGGAAUCAUCAGGAGGAACUCUCUGGGAGGCAGCAGCAGCGGCUCGCAGGAUAAACCCAGCAAAGGCGUCACCUUCGCCACUGACAUAAGUAGAAUGUAAGAAACUCUCAGCCAAGCUCGCUGUGUAUCUGGACUACCUCAUCUGCAGUGUGACUGCAGUGGUCAAAGACGGCUUUAACCCUUUCUUCACUGGCACACCGAUCUGCUUUCCCCCCGCCAGCGGUCACAAGGUUCUCCCGGUCGUCGCUUACCUCACAUGUACAGAAACUGCCACCAGUACGGCUGGAUGCACACAGGAACUGCAGCAUCUGGCGUUCAGCCCUUCGUCAGAUCUGGUGAAUUUGUUGCAGCUGAAGCACAGAACACCAACCAGUCUGCUUCAACUUAGAAGAUCUUGGUGUUUUGUUUUUUUUUUUGCUUUCUUGUAAAUAAACGGUUCAGUCGUAAGUACUCUGCAAAACGUCCCAUCAGAGGCUCUUUAACCCUCCUGUUGUCUUCAUUUACAGGCACCAACAAAUAUUGUUUCCUUGUCUGAAAGAAAUUCAACAAAGAAAUUCCCCAAAUUUCUGAAAAAUUGCAAAACCUUCAGGAAGAAAAUUCCAAUAAUUCCUUAAAAGUUUCCCUCAAAAGUUUUAUUUUUAAAAAAUUCCCCAAAUUUGGCAAGAAAUACAAAUUUUAUAAAUAAAUAAAAAUUGCAAAUAUUUUCAAAAAAUGAGUAAAAAUCUUCCAAAAAAAUCCUAAAAAUAUCUAAAGUGAUUCCAUAUAUAUCAGUAAAACUUCUAAUAUUUUCUUUAAGAACAUUCACAAAAAAAUCAACCAAAAUCCAGCAAAUUUCACUGGAUUUUGGUUGAUUUUUUUGUGAAUGUUCUUAAGAAACAUUUUUAACAUUUCUUUUUUCCACCAAAAAAAUGUUCAAAGAUUUCCCAAAAAUGUUGAAAAUGUGGACAUCAGAAGUUUCACUGUGAAAAUAUGUAUUUUUUCCACAUUUUCAAACUUUAAAACGGGUCAGUUUGACCCGCAGGACGACAUGAGGGUUAAAUAUUUUCUCUGAGCAAACUUUUUGCUUUAACGCAGUCAGGCGAUGGUCUGAAGUGCUGCAGGCUUUGCGGCACUCGCAUCGGUUUUUGACCCAGAACGACGAUGUUUUCCUGCUUGUCUGACUCUCUGCUGUUUAUCCGUCUGAGCUCAGUAACGUGAACCACAGUGAGGCUCCGACACCUUCGCUGAUGGUUGUUCCACACCUUAUUUGCUGCAGUUUGUUGAUGACGUCUCAGCAGCUCCUGACUGCACGGUGAAUACGUCAUGUACUCUCAUUCAGUAGAGCUGUGAUUUUUGCCUUUCCAGAGGCUGGUGAGGACAGUCUAGAUGCAUUGUACAGUUUGAUUCAGUCACGUAUGUGUUGUUUUGUUGUAAUUCUAUCUUUGGUUUCUUCAGUGAUUUGGACAUCUGACAGGAUGACCGACAUUCUCUAGACUCACGACAUUUUCUGGUGUAGUAAAACGACUUUUCUCUGUUGUGUAGUAUUAUUGUAUAUCAUUUCUAUCACCUCAGACAGCCACAACAUUAAAACCAGCUGCCAGAUAUUGUGUAGGGCAUCAACAUGGGCAGGUGUUUGGAACCCGGAUGUUGGCAGUGGAUCCUUUGGGUCCUGUAAGUUGUAAUGUGGGGCUUUCACAGAUCAGGUUUGUUCUGUUCUGUCACAUGGAUGCUCCAUCAGAUUAGUGAGAAGUCUGGAGGCCGAAUUAACAAUUUCGGCUUUUUGUUUUGGUCUUUUUAGAAUAUCUGUGUGGAUUUUCAGUCAUCCAGGUCCUGUUAGUCCUAAGAGCUUGUGCAGAAGGCGACUGGACCUCUCAUCAAGAGGUUUCCACAGCUCUAACUGGAUCGUGUGUAGUCCUAGAUAUAUGUACAGGGUGUCCAUAAAGUCUCUUUACAAUCUUCAGAAUUUCUUACAAAGGCAGCUGAUAAGAUAUCUUAGCCAGAUUUGUUUUAUUGUAAUCAGUGUUUAUUAAAGUUUGUAGUCACAUUGAAAUUGUGUGUUUCAGGUAUCCUGUUGAUGAAAGAGGUACUGUUAAAUGAAACCCUAAAAAAUGGCUACUCCUCAAGAGAAGGCACACAAUGUGUAUCAUGGUUUAUUGAGACAAAAUCGGAUGUGGAGACUCAGCAAAACUACAGAACUAAGUAUGGAAGAGAUUCACCAUCAUGUCCUUCAAUUCAUGCAUGACACAAGAAAUUUAUGGAGACAGGGACAGUGUUGGAUAAAGGGAGGAGUGGGCGACCAAGAACAUCUGAGGAAAACAUCGAGUUUUAUUUAACAGGACCUCUUUCAUCAACAGGAUACCUGAAACACACAAUUUCAAUGUGAUUACAAACUAUAAUAAACACUGAUUACAAUAAAACAAAUCUGGCCAAGAUAUCUUAUCAGCUGCCUUUGUAAGAAAUUCUUAAAACUGUAAAGAGACUUUAUGGACACCCUGAAUAUUCACCACAAAAUCCAAUAGUUAAAUGUUCAAUUAAAAACCCAAGACUGACAUGGUUUGACAUGGAAAUGGUUGUGAAUCUGCCAGGUGGAGGAUGAAGAGAACUCAAGCCUGCAUUAUAAGCAGCUGAUAAGUGGUGUCCUAGAGCAUUUAGAGAUGGAUGUUCAAGCCCCACAGAGUUCCAUAAAGUCAUCCAGUGGCCUUCAGCAGAAGCUCCUAGAUGUUUUGUGGUUUUGUUGGGUGCAUUGUUCGGCUAGGACCCACGGUUUCCCAGCUGAUCAUUGCUUUGUAAUGAAAUAAUCAAUGUUAUUUAAAGUUGUGGCUGAGUGAUGUGAGACCAGUUAGAAAUGUUGGAGAAGAAGAAUUAAAUGGGGAAAAGUUGGGUUAAGUUGUCCAGAAGCAUAGAAAACAUUACAUGUUGUUUUUCAAAUCCUAUAGCUGGUUAAAAAUGGGGAGAAAAAAUGCAAAAAUAGGAUUUCUUCAUUUUGAUUAGUUGUGAAAAAUCCACCUAGACUACUGGCGUUCCUGUCGACUGUAUAUGUGUAUAUAGUAGAACGCAUUUAUAGAUCAUGUUUACAAGUUAUGAGUAAACUGAGUAUUUCUGCUACCUUAAUUUGUUCUCAAGCAAAAAUCAUGUUUGUCGCUUGUUCCAUAGAUCAAGCACCUUGUGCACUUUAGCAAAUUCAGUUCUAGCUCUAAAUCUUUUAACACGUUUGUGUUUAAAACUGUUCGCUGGAGGAAGAGCUCACAGGUUUCCAGUUAUUUUUCCAUGUGAGAUGUAGAGAAUAUUCUCCAUUUUCUGAUCGCAGUAUUUCAUAUUGGAUCACAGUAACGAUGAUCUUUUCUCCCACAGUUUGAAAUAUUGACUUUAUUGUGGGGUGUAGAGAAAUCAGCCCAAAGCUGUGAAUCUGUAGCUGUUGCCUUAUAAAAUAUUCACAACACACUGAAUUUCCUGGCAGUCAAACUUCUGUAAUAUUCAUAAUAUAUUCAAAGAAACGUUUCAUUUCAAAAAUUUGAAUGUAAAUAUAUAUAAUUGUAUUGCUUUCUGAAGCUGCUGUCCUGCCAUGCUGAAUCUGUGCCUUUCCCUUACAAUGUCUUAUUUUAUAUUUUUACUCUUAAGAUUUGGUGGCUAGAUCAGACUCUAUAUAUUAAAUUUUGACUAAAAGAAAUGCAACUGUAAAUACCAUGGCUCUUUUGUCACA